CUGAGUCCUCCAAGCAGUGGUCCGUCCCUUGUGUUAUCACCUGGAAUCUGUGGUGAAGCAGACAAAUCACUUUAAAAAUGGCACCUAAGAAGGACGCCAAGGCCGCACCAGCCAAGAAGGCAGAGCCCGCAAAGAAGGCCGAGCCAGCAAAGAAAGAGGAGCCCCUGCCAGAGCCCCCUCCCAAACCUCCAGUCGCUGCCGUUGACCUGUCUGCUGUCAAGGUGGAAUUCACCCCAGACCAGAUUGAGGACUACAGGGAGGCUUUCGGACUCUUUGACAGACUGGGUGAUAACAAGGUCGCUUACAACCAGAUCGCCGACAUCAUGCGUGCUCUGGGACAGAACCCCACCAACAAAGAGGUCAAGCACAUCCUGGGCAACCCCUCCACAGAAGACAUGACUGGCAAGAGAAUUGAGUUCGAGCAGUUCCUGCCCAUGCUGCAGACUGUGGUCAACAACCCCAACAAGGCGCAGUUUGAGGACUACGUUGAGGGUCUCCGCGUCUUUGACAAGGAGGGUAACGGCACAGUGAUGGGCGCUGAGCUGCGUAUCGUCCUGUCAACGCUGGGUGAGAAGAUGAAUGAGACUGAGAUUGAUGCUCUCAUGACAGGACAGGAGGAUGAGAACGGCUGUGUCAACUAUGAGGCUUUCGUCAAGCACAUCAUGUCUGUGUAAGAUCCCUCAAAUUCACAUGGUGAGGAAGCUGAAGAGUUUCUGCAGACCCCAUGGUGUCAGGACAUCCGCCCACUGUUUCCAACUCCACCUGAGAAAUGGAUAAUGAAAAGGACUAUGGGAUGUCAUUCCUAAACCCUGUUCGUGUUGUCACAUUGUUUUAUUUUUCCAUAUCGUUUUUUCCCUCCAACUAUUUUUUUUCUUUAUUUUAUCCGUUCUUGGACGCCACACUCUCUCUUUCAGCCGACGUUUUAUGUUGUGAAAGCUCCUCCCUCUCGGUCAGGGCAUGUCUCUUGGCAUUGGGCCAUUUGUGAGGGGUGUGAGAGGGCAACGGAUGCCCUGAAGACGAGCUCCGACACUCCCCCCUACCCCCACGGUCUGGAUUGGUGCUACAGAACGGAGGUGCUAUUGAUGACCCCCACUGUCCCGCAACUGUGGAUGACUCAUUGGAACAUGUCUCCCUUUCCCCCAAAGUCUUAAUUUAUUUUUCACCUCUGUCAUUUCACAUAAUAAACUUUUCACAAAGUA
Sardina pilchardus (European sardine) is the source of this 1199-nucleotide messenger RNA. RefSeq names its product myosin, light chain 1, alkali; skeletal, fast (gene myl1). Gene Ontology annotation, molecular function: calcium ion binding. NCBI's taxonomy places the organism in Eukaryota, Metazoa, Chordata, Actinopteri, Clupeiformes, Clupeidae. Gene Ontology annotation, cellular component: myosin II complex; contractile muscle fiber. The coding region runs from base 78 to 674 and encodes 198 amino acids. The record is from RefSeq and is a predicted model, not a curated record. The transcript is spliced from 6 exons.